AUGAAACCAUUCUGUUUCCUGCAUUUAACAAGAGAAAGAAAAGCAAAAUCAACACUGUAUAUAGGCAUCACUCUCUCUCUCUUUCCUUGUCUCAUUUCCUUACUGAGUAUCUGUUCUGUUUUCUUCUCCACCCUUCUUUCUGUUGUUGCUAGUGUUCUUUCCUCUCACUACUUUUGUCAGUACUUUAAUGCUGAGUCUGCUUGGCGGCAUGAUUUGAUUCCUCAUGAGUUUGUAAUAAAGCAAUCUACAGAGCUUCACUGGUGCUUAGCAGCAGAAAGCCCAUUUACCAUGGCAGCCAUGAACAAGGAACUUCAUAAUUUCCUUGUUGAGGCAGAACUUGAACAUUAUUAUAGUGCCCUAAAGAAUGAACUGAAAAUUUCUGUCUUGGCUCAUCUCAAAUAUGUCAAAGAUGAGGACCUCAUGAAUGUGGGUAUGACUAAACCUGAAAUACGUAGGCUGAAGAAAUAUUACAGAAAAGAAAUGCCCCAAGGAGCAAUUGGCAAAAUAAAGAAGGUGAGUGCUCAUCAAAAGAGAGCUUUGUCUUAUCUAUCUGAAUUGUUUCUGUUUUAUUAA
Molecule: messenger RNA, 573 nt
Organism: Acanthosepion pharaonis
Lineage: Eukaryota; Metazoa; Mollusca; Cephalopoda; Sepiida; Sepiidae
Source: the annotation of a GenBank genome assembly